Cannabis sativa is the source of this 1422-nucleotide messenger RNA. RefSeq lists its product as uncharacterized. The record is from RefSeq and is a predicted model, not a curated record. The transcript has 4 exons. Lineage: Eukaryota; Viridiplantae; Streptophyta; Magnoliopsida; Rosales; Cannabaceae. Bases 173 to 1060 code for a protein of 295 amino acids.
UUAAGGACCAAUACUGCAAUUUACGAAGGGACUGAAUAGAUAAAAAAUAAAAAAUCGCGUCCCGAACAAUGUUAUUAUGUUAGACCCAAAGCUCGUUGCUUAUGAAACCCAAUUCACCCAAUUUUUCUCUCGCUGAAAUGGCUCCAAUUAGCUAAGAAAGUUAAUUACUUCAAUGGUUCAACAAACAGUAGAUUCCAAAGUUAGGGAAUAUGGGAUGGGCACUUCUGAAACUGAAUUUCCUACUAGUGAUAAGCAAUUGCCAGUUGCUGUAAAGAAGACCGUGUUGAGAGAUUUGCAAAACGACAAUAGAGUCAGAGUGCCCAACUCUAUCGAAAAAUCUCCUCUUUUAAAGGAUACGAGUCCUUUAACCAGUACCAUUAAACUUUCUGGCACCAAGAGAGACUCACUUGAGUGCCCAGAAAGCCCUUCUCAACACCGUUCUUCAAACAGUAACUUCACAAAUGGGCACCUUGUCUAUGUCCGUAGAAAAUCGGAGGCAGAAUUAGGCAAGAGCAGCACUUGUGAUAGCACAAACACAAACACCAACACUAAUCGUCUUCAGUCAAGGCCAUUUGGCCAGCAGAAGGAAAUCAUCCAACCAUUACCACAAACUAAAAACCCAGGAGUAUCUUGUUUACCUGGACAUUCUCCUAUUGCAAUGACAUCAUCCAUGAUCUCCUCUAGGAAACCUUCUGUUCCCCUUCCUCAAAAGUCUGGUAUGCAGUUAGCAUCUAAAGAAUCCACUGAUCCCCUUGUUUCUGAUACACCUUUAUCAAGUAAUUUAAAAGCUCUAAGAAAUUUGCACUGGGAAGAUCGAUAUUGUCGGUUGCAUUCGUUAUUGAACAAAUUGGACCAAUCACAGCAAGUUGACUAUAUUAAGAUGCUUUGGUCACUCUCCUCAGUGGAGCUAAACAGACAUGCUGUUGAGUUGGAAAAGAGGUCAAUUCAGCUAUCACUUGAAGAAGCAAAAGAGCUUCAGCGGGUUCAAGUUCUUAAUGUUCUAGGAAAACCAUCUGUGUCAUCCUCAACUCAUCAAAACCAACCAGAGAAGGGAGUUUAGUUCCAGCUUCAGCCAUAAUGUUUGCUCUCUAGUUGAUCGAAACGUCUCCAUUUUGUUUCUUCUCUCCUGGGCUCUAUUUUUCUCCAAGUUCUGCUCCUGCUGUUAUGCUAGUAUAGAAGAUGAUAAACAUUUGUCAUGUUGAAGCUGCUGUUGCUCACUGUAUUUACUUGUAAUUAAGGUGAAAUUUCAUAGAAAUUUAAUUUCUCAUUUGAAGUUUGCUUUUAAGUGUUAAGCUUUCAUGCAACCUUUGUUAGAUUGAGAGACAUUUCAAUUAGUGUGUUGAUAUGAAAUAACUACAGAUUGUAUAGGUCUACUGCCCAUAAACUCUUUAUUUGAAAAGGAAUGCAAUUCAAACUUAGUUA